Messenger RNA from Schizosaccharomyces japonicus yFS275, 520 nucleotides. RefSeq names its product 40S ribosomal protein S10. Lineage: Eukaryota; Fungi; Ascomycota; Schizosaccharomycetes; Schizosaccharomycetales; Schizosaccharomycetaceae. The transcript has 2 exons. The record is from RefSeq and is a predicted model, not a curated record. Gene Ontology annotation, cellular component: cytoplasm. Bases 51 to 479 code for a protein of 142 amino acids.
ACCCACUUGAGCACACAAACCACAACUGGCUCACCGCAAAUUCCUCAAAGAUGCUUAUCCCCAAGGAGAACCGCAAAGCCAUUCACCAAGCUUUGUUCCAACAAGGUGUCCUCGUUGCUAAGAAGGACUUCAACCUUCCCAAGCACCCUGAAGUUGGUGUCCCCAACUUGCAGGUGAUCAAGGCUUGCCAAUCCUUGGACUCUCGUGGUUAUGUCAAGACCCGCUACAACUGGAGCUGGUACUACUACACCUUGACCAACGAGGGUGUUGAGUAUUUGCGUGAAUGGUUGCACCUCCCUGCCGAGGUUGUCCCUGCCACUCACAAGCGCCAAGUCCGUCCUGCCGCUCCCCGCGCUGUUCGCUCUGAGCCUCGUGAGCAACGUGCUGAUGCUGGCUACCGUCGUGCUGAGAAGAAGGACGGUGAGGCUGCUCCCGCCGGAUUUGCUCCCUCUUUCCGUGGUGGAUUUGGCCGUCAAUAGACAGCUAAUAGUACAUGCCAAUGACAAGAGGAUAAGUGGGA